ACUUUAUCCCGCCUCGAAAACACAACCGUCCCCUCCACCGUCUCGUCUUUCUUUUCAAUAAGCAACGAUGUCAGACAAACGCGGCGACUACCGCGUCGUCGUCCCCGAAGACGAUGAGCGUGUUUCGACGAAGCGCGACGAACCAUCCAGCGUGGAGCAGUUCUUGAAUUCUCCUGCGUUUCCGAUUUUGAGUUAUUGUGGAGCGAGUAUCUUGAUGACGGUUACGAAUAAGUAUGUGUUGAGUGGGUAUGACUUCAAUUUGAACUUCUUUUUGUUGUGUAUUCAGUCAAUUGUUUGUGUCGUCGCAAUUCAAGUCUGCAAGUCUAUGGGCAUCAUUACCUACCGCGACUUCUCUAUUACCGAGGCCAAGAAGUGGUUCCCCAUCUCCCUCCUCCUCGUCAUCAUGAUCUGGACCGGUUCCAAGGCGCUCCAGUUCCUCUCGAUCCCCGUCUACACCAUCUUCAAGAACUUGACGAUUAUCUUGAUCGCGUAUGGAGAGGUCCUGUGGUUCGGUGGCAGUGUCACCCCCAUCACCCUUUUCUCGUUUGGAUUGAUGGUUGUGUCGAGUGUCGUCGCGGCUUGGGCUGAUAUCUCCGCUGCGCUCUCCUCCUACGGAUCUGGAGCUGUGGUCUCGUCGGAUGUGUCGACGUUGAACGCUGGAUACCUCUGGAUGCUCAUCAACUGUAUCUCUUCGGCUACCUACGUCCUCGGCAUGCGCAAGCGCAUCAAGUUGACCAACUUCAAGGAUUUCGACACGAUGUACUACAACAACUUGUUGUCCAUCCCCGUCCUCGUCAUCUGCUCCUUUACGCUCGAGAACUGGGGCGCAGAGAACCUCGCCCGUAAUUUCCCCGCCGAAUCCCGCAACUCGCUCAUCAUUGCCAUGGUCGUCUCCGGACUCACCUCCGUCGGUAUCUCAUACACCUCCGCCUGGUGUGUGCGUGUUACUUCCUCCACCACGUACUCCAUGGUCGGUGCGUUGAACAAGUUGCCUGUUGCAUUGAGUGGUUUGAUCUUCUUUGAUGCGCCGGUUACGUUUGGAAGUGUUACUGCGAUUUUUGUUGGGUUUGCGGCGGGUCUUGUUUAUGCUGUUGCGAAGAUGCAGCAGGGGAGUGCUAAUAAGAAGGGCUUGCCUACGCAGGGCAUUCCCAUGAGUGCGAGUUCGGCGAGCAUGAGGGAUGCUGUUAAGAACUAGAUGGUGUUGUUAUAAUAGGGGUUGGGAGGUGUAGUUAUUUCUAUAGAUGGCUAUGCGUGUAGU
This is a messenger RNA of Saitoella complicata NRRL Y-17804, 1258 nucleotides long. Its product is annotated as UDP-galactose transporter. The record is from RefSeq and is a predicted model, not a curated record. Gene Ontology annotation, molecular function: antiporter activity; GDP-mannose transmembrane transporter activity. Gene Ontology annotation, cellular component: Golgi apparatus. The transcript is spliced from 2 exons. NCBI's taxonomy places the organism in Eukaryota, Fungi, Ascomycota, Saitoellomycetes, Saitoellales, Saitoellaceae. Bases 68 to 1195 code for a protein of 375 amino acids.